CUUUCCAGGGGCAAUAUCAUCAGCCCGGUUGCUUAACUGGUGAUCUGUGACGUUUGAAAUUCGUAUUCAAGGUUGCUUGCACUUUCUUCUAACAUAGUUUCAAUGGCACCUCUUCCCGUCCCGAGAUACUCAAGUGGGUCCGGGGCCCACCGUUUCAGGAGGGGUGAAUACAAUUCUCAACGGGGUGAGGGCUCAGGUAUCAAAAAAAAUAUCUUAACAGACCGAAAGUCCCGAUCCACCCUUCAUUUCCCCGCGAGGGCAAAUCUGGGAGUCAAAGACCAGAAGAGGCGGGUCGGGCAGCGGACCUCAGGCUCCGGCACCCUUGGCGCCCCGCACCUGCACGAAGGACUGACUCCCCACGACAACCACCCACUGCUCGGAGGCCGAACUUACGCCCACGCAGCCCGUCCAUUAACUGGUCGGACACCACCAGAGGCGACGAGGACGCAGCCACCCAAGGGCUCCCUCAGAAACGAUCUUAUGCAGGAGAGCGGAGAAGGCGGAGCUUCGGCCGCACCCCUUCGACUUUCCCCGCCUUUGUUUCUUCCAGAGUCGCAUUGGCUGCUUGCCGCGAGACGGGAGAACCGCGAGCCUAGGCUGAGACAUAAUUGGACAACAUUGCUGCCGCUCGACCGGCGACCCGCUCGCGAUUGGCCGUCGAACCCCUGGUUUGAAUCGCAGUCCCGGCCGGGGAGGAUUUGCCAAAGUGCCACGUUGGGCCGGGCUGCGGCUUGAGGAGCCGCUCGGGGCGCUGGCCCUGGCGUUCGCGCCGGGGUGAGGGCCGUUGGGGCUGUUGGGCGGCGCGAGGCGAGUCGGGAAGCCGGUCCGCGGCGUGCACUGCGGGCUGCCCCGGGGCGGCGGCAUCAGAGCGCGUCGCGUCCCGCCCGACGGCGGCUCUGGCUGAGGGCGGAGGAGCCGGCGGAGAGCCCGGGGCAGCGGCUGAGGCGGGGCGGCGGCGGGGGCCACUGCCCCCGGAAGAGCCGGCCGAGAUGCUGGCGGAAAACCUGGUGGAGGAAUUUGAGAUGAAGGAGGAUGAGCCGUGGUAUGACCACCAGGACCUGCAGCAAGAUCUCCAGCUUGCUGCUGAACUUGGGAAAACAUUGCUGGAUCGGAACACAGAGUUGGAGGAUUCGCUUCAGCAUAUGUACACAACCAAUCAGGAGCAGUUACAGGAAAUUGAGAGGUUCUCACUGAGUUCUUCCACUCUUCUCUCAAGUCUGUAUCUAACCAAGCAGGUGGAGCUUCUACGACAGAUGAAUGAACAGCAUGCCAAGGUUUAUGAGCAGUUAGAUGUCACAGCAAGGGAACUGGAAGAAACAAAUCAAAAGCUAGUUGCUGACAGCAAGGCCUCACAGCAAAAGAUUCUGAGUCUGACUGAAACAAUCGAGUGCCUGCAAACCAACAUUGAUCACCUUCAGAGCCAAGUGGAGGAGUUGAAGUUGCCCAGCCAAGGGAAGAGUCAAGGGAAAUGCACCCAGAAGUCAGCACCCAGCUUCUCGUGUCUGAAGGAACUCUAUGACCUCCGCCAACACUUUGUGUAUGAUCAUGUGUUUGCCGAGAAAAUCACUUCCUUGCAAAGUCAGCAAAGCCCUGGUGAAGAAGAAAACGAGCAUUUGAAGAAGACAGUGACAAUGUUACAGGCCCAGCUGAGCCUGGAGAGGCAGAAGCGAGUGACUGUGGAGGAGGAAUAUGGGCUUGUGCUGAAGGAGAACAGUGACCUGGAGCAGCAGCUGGGGGCUAUGGAUGCCUACCGAGCUCGGGCGCUGGAAUUGGAGGCUGAGGUGGCGGAGAUGCGGCAGGUGUUGCAGUCAGAACAUCCUUUCAUGAAUGGGGUUGAGAGGCUGGUGCCAGACUCUCUGUUUGUUCCUUUCAAAGAAUCUGGCCAGAGCCUGCUGGAGGAGAUGCUCCCGACUGGGCCGGAAGCACACAGGAAGCCUCUCAAGCGCAGCAGCAGCGAGUCAGUGCUAAGCAGCUUGACAGGCGGGGACAUCAUGAAGGGUCAUGAGGAGACCUGCAUCCGGAGGGCCAAGGCUGUGAAGCAGAGGGGCAUCUCCCUUCUGCAUGAAGUGGACACUCAGUACAGUGCCCUGAAGGUGAAGUAUGAAGAGCUGCUGAAGAAGUGCCAGCAGGAAGAGGACUCCCUGUCCCACAAGGCCGUGCAGACCUCCAGGACUCCAGCCAGGGACCCAGCUGGAAUGAAUGCCCAGCCUGAGCCCGGCACCAGCAGCUGGGAACUGGCCUCUGUUACCCCAGAGCCCAUUGGUUCCCCCCCUACCACAACACCUCCAGAAUAUAAAGCUCUUUUUAAGGAGAUCUUUAGUUGCAUCAAGAAAACUAAGCAGGAAAUAGAUGAACAGAGAACAAAAUACCGAUCUCUCUCUUCUCAUUCCUAAUUGAACCUCCAGCACUACUACUAAUUUGCAUACUUUCUGUCACAUCUCUGUCCCACUCAUAUGAGUGUUUGUGGACCCCAAAGCCUCAUGUUUCUCAUGACUAUUGCCUCGUUGCUUUGCUUAUUUAGCAAAUGCAUACAGCAAGGAAAGAAGGUUCCUACUGGUGUCAGGUCUGUAAUCCAGUUCUGAUUAAGCUUCUCAGGAAACCCCUUGACAAGCUGGCCUCUGGCUGGUGCACUGAUGAGGCUGCGACUCCUUGAAAAGCCCAGAACCAGUGGAGGAAAGAUUUGUGCUCCUGGAAAAGUAGGCCUGAAGUUACUAUAGUAUAUAGUAUAGUAUAGACUAGUUAGGGAUAAAGGGCAGAGCUGAAACAAAGCUGAGGCACUUUCUACUGCCUUCUUGCUUAACUUCUCGAAACUAUGUAGAAGUCAGAUGGCUGCCAAACUGAAAUGUCUUUUGCAAACACUGUUGGGAUACUGUGAAUUCAUUAAGAAGAAUGCAGGAGAAAGCAGGGGUCUAAUACAAAAUAAAUGGCAUUAACAAAUCCUCUAAGCCUUCGAGUUUUGUUACAUCUACUACCAGUGGAACUGUGGCAGACAGGUAAUCCUAACAUAUCUAAAUCCAAUGGAAUAUCAAACUGAAAGGGCAAGCUCUACACUGACCUAAGUUAGCUUGUUAGCAUAUUAAGGCCUCCACCCCCACAUUCAAAUGUUCCUCCUCAAAGCAGUAGUGGUUAGGGUAGGCAAAUACAUAAAUCUAUUCUUAAAUUUAAACUAAAGAGGCAAAAUCAAAUUCCUUACUACUCUUGUGUUGUCUGAGCUAACCUACCAGCCACAAGCUGCUCUUGCUUAUUUCCUGUCAUUCCUGUAAAUAUUUUUACUUGCUGCAGAAUUCCUGUCUGCUACCAUAUUCAGCAGUAUCGAUGUGCUGAUUGUGGAAGUGUACUCAUCCUCUUACCCGCACUUUUAAUUUAAAACUAUUUAAGAAAACUGAGGUUCCAGUUAUUGUAUAUAUUUUUCUAAAAACUGAAUAAAACUAUCAAUGAAAAUGAA
This is a messenger RNA of Manis javanica (Malayan pangolin), 3445 nucleotides long. It is a transcript of the gene CDR2, whose product is annotated as cerebellar degeneration related protein 2. Lineage: Eukaryota; Metazoa; Chordata; Mammalia; Pholidota; Manidae. The record is from RefSeq and is a predicted model, not a curated record.